AUGGAAAGGAGUAAAGACUGGAGCGCAGCUCAGUAUCUGAAGUUUGAAGCCGAGCGGACCCGUCCAGCGAGAGACCUCGUUGCGCAGGUAGCCUUGACGACGCCGAAACGUGUGGUCGACUUGGGCUGCGGACCGGGCAAUUCAACAGAGGUCCUUUGGAAGCAGUUCCCGCAAGCCCACGUCGUCGGCCUCGACUCAUCCCCGGACAUGAUCGCAAAGGCGAGAAACAGACUGCCCCAUCUCGAAUUUACCUUGGGCGACCUGAGUUCCUUCGAGCAGACGGGGGAACCAGCCGACCUGCUUUACUCCAAUGCCGUAUAUCAAUGGAUUCCCCAUGAGAGGCGCGUGCAAACAUUCACCGACCUGAUCAAGACUCUGAGGCCUGGCGGCGUCUUCGCCUUCCAGGUGCCUGACAACUUUUCCGAGCCUUCCCACAUUGCCAUGCGUGAGGUCGCCGAGGAGGGUCCGUGGGUCGACACCCUGAGGCGCGCACAUCCAGCUCGCAAACCAUUUCAAUCUCCUCAAGAGCUCUACGACCAUUUGAAGCCUCUGUGUUCGGAUAUCAACAUCUGGCACACCCAAUACUAUCACGUACUGGAAGACCACAAGGCCAUCGUGGAGUGGGUGAAAGGAACAGGUCUGAGACCCUACGUCGACCCUCUCUCGACCUCAGAGAGAGAAGCAUUCCUCGAGGAAUACCUGAAACGGAUCGAGAAUGCCUAUCCUCCCCUUGUCGAUGGAAAGGUCUGCUUGCGCUAUCCGCGCUUGUUCCUGGUGGCCAUUCGAGCUUGA
Molecule: messenger RNA, 792 nt
Organism: Cladophialophora psammophila CBS 110553
Lineage: Eukaryota; Fungi; Ascomycota; Eurotiomycetes; Chaetothyriales; Herpotrichiellaceae
Product: trans-aconitate 2-methyltransferase
Exons: 1
Coding region: 1-792 (263 amino acids)
Molecular function (GO): trans-aconitate 2-methyltransferase activity
Source: RefSeq, a predicted model, not a curated record